AUGCAGAGUACAUACCCAUCUACCACCACAUUGAAUUCCGUCGAUUCCUCCACUCCUCUCAAGAAUCGUCCAUUAUCAAAAGACUACUUCGCCGCUUUCGGCAGCCUACAGUCAUCAUUCGGACUUGGCGGUAGAGCGCCUGGAAACUCGUCUCGCUCAUCAUCUACCAAAAAGAUAUCAGUUCGCACGCAGGCUUCACGCACAAACUCACCACCAGUGUCUCAAACCUCGUCAUCGGGCACAAAAGACUACGAAGCAGCGUUUGGUUCGCUGUCUUCUGAUUUCGGGUUUGGUGCGAGUACACCAAGUCCGUUGCAUCGUUCUUCGAAAAAGAACACAAGAUGA
This is a messenger RNA of Somion occarium, 345 nucleotides long. The record is from the annotation of a GenBank genome assembly. Lineage: Eukaryota; Fungi; Basidiomycota; Agaricomycetes; Polyporales; Cerrenaceae.